Molecule: messenger RNA, 2488 nt
Organism: Brassica napus (rape)
Lineage: Eukaryota; Viridiplantae; Streptophyta; Magnoliopsida; Brassicales; Brassicaceae
Product: DEAD-box ATP-dependent RNA helicase 8
Exons: 10
Coding region: 574-2070 (498 amino acids)
Biological process (GO): cytoplasmic stress granule assembly; P-body assembly
Cellular component (GO): P-body; cytoplasmic stress granule
Molecular function (GO): ATP binding; mRNA binding; RNA helicase activity
Source: RefSeq, a predicted model, not a curated record
CGCCUACACACAAGGAAGGCAUAUCGAAACAUACAAAAAAAAAAAAAGAGUCUUUGCAUAAUAUAAGCCCAAAGGCCGGGUUGUGAAGCUCUCCUCUCCGUGUCUCCCACCAGCCCUAGCCGUAUGCCCAAGGAAACCACAAAAAACAUUAUUAUAACUAUAAAUUAUUUACGGACAGAGAUUUGUCUUCCUGUGCCUCUCUCGCCUGUCUCGCCUCUCAAGCCAGACCCCUUUGAUUCGUAGCUCUCUCUCUCUCUCUCUCUAUCGUUCCUCGCGUGGACCUUUUUCGAAAAUUCUUAACUAAUUAUCAAAUCCCCGAAUCUCGCUGAGUUUUUUUUUUUAUAUUUUCCAGAUCUGUUAUCCGAUUUUGCGGUCUAGGUAUAUCCGCAAGAGCUUCUUCUUCUUCUUCUUCUUCUUCUUAUUUGUAAUUCAAACGCGAUUUUGUCAAUAUAUCGGCACUGCCCUAGGUUUUGUGUUACCAUAGGAAACCCUAGAAGCUCUUUGUUUAAUUGCUGUACAGAUCCAUCCCUAGACAGAGUUAGCGUUUUAGAGAUCGAGUAAAGGAAGGUUGUGAUGAUGAACAACAACAACCGAGGAGGAGGAAGGGGGAUUGGCGCUGGCCGUGGUGCCAUUAACCCUAACCCUAACUUCCAGUCCCGGCCGGGCUAUCAGCAGCCGCAGUACGUUCAGCGAGGCGGUUACUCCCACCAACAGCAGCAGUUUCAGCAAGCCACGUCUCAGCCUCGUCAAUACCAACAGCAGCAGCAAUGGCUUCCUAGACCCCAGAUCUCUAGCGGUAACACUAACGGAGGAGGAGACGCAGUCGUUGAAGUUGAAAAAACUGUUCUCUCCGACACAAAUUCGGAAGACUGGAAAGCGAGGCUAAAACUACCUGCGCCUGAUACUCGCUACAGAACUGAGGAUGUGACAGCCACUAAGGGAAACGAGUUUGAAGACUAUUUUCUGAAACGAGAGCUUCUAAUGGGAAUCUACGAGAAGGGUUUUGAAAGACCUUCUCCUAUUCAGGAAGAGAGUAUUCCUAUCGCCUUGACUGGUAGAGAUAUCCUUGCCCGAGCUAAGAACGGCACUGGCAAGACUGCCGCCUUUUGUAUCCCUGUCUUGGAAAAAAUUGACCAAGAUAACAACGUUAUUCAAGCUGUGAUCAUUGUUCCAACUCGAGAGUUAGCCCUUCAGACAUCACAGGUGUGUAAGGAGCUGGGGAAGCAUUUGAAGAUUCAAGUCAUGGUGACAACUGGAGGCACCAGUCUGAAAGAUGAUAUCAUGCGUUUGUAUCAGCCUGUCCAUUUACUCGUAGGAACUCCUGGAAGAGUUUUGGAUCUCACCAAGAAGGGGGUUUGUGUUUUGAAAGAUUGUUCUGUGCUCGCUAUGGAUGAGGCUGAUAAGCUUUUAUCUCAAGAGUUCCAACCUUCGGUGGAACAUUUGAUCAGCUUUCUUCCCCAAAAUCGCCAGAUUUUGAUGUUCUCAGCCACGUUUCCUGUCACUGUCAAGUAUUUUAAGGAUCGAUUUUUGACGAAUCCUUACAUCAUUAAUCUCAUGGAUGAACUUACGCUCAAGGGUAUUACCCAAUUCUAUGCUUUUGUUGAAGAACGACAGAAGAUUCAUUGCCUGAAUACACUAUUCUCCAAGCUGCAAAUUAACCAAUCGAUCAUAUUCUGCAACUCCGUGAACCGUGUGGAGCUCUUAGCUAAGAAAAUUACGGAGCUUGGGUAUUCUUGCUUUUACAUACAUGCAAAGAUGCUUCAAGACCACCGAAACAGAGUGUUCCAUGACUUCCGCAAUGGUGCAUGCCGGAAUCUUGUGUGUACUGACCUGUUCACACGUGGGAUUGACAUUCAAGCAGUCAAUGUGGUGAUAAACUUUGAUUUCCCAAAGAAUGCAGAAACGUAUCUUCACAGGGUUGGUCGAUCAGGAAGGUUUGGCCAUCUUGGUUUAGCUGUGAAUCUUAUCACCUAUGAGGACCGCUUUAACCUCUACCGGAUUGAGCAAGAGCUUGGAACGGAGAUCAAGCAAAUUCCUCCACACAUCGAUCAGGCAAUUUAUUGCCAAUAAGGUUGUCCGCCUUGGUGUCUUCUGUUAGGUCUAUCAGUAAUAAGUGGUUGGUUGAUGCAAUGUGUGGCUUAUCUAGGCGUGCAGGACAGCCAGAACCGAAAAAGUCUUCAUAUUCAUCCUCUUACCUUCAAAAUGUUUUCUUAGCGUCUUUCUUUGGUUUUCCCUUCUUUCCAAAUAAUCAACUACAUAAAGACAAGGCCUGGCAGGUGCGAAAUGCCGGGUAGUAGUGGAAGUGGGAGUAUUUUAUCUAGCUGUUUUUUUAAACAAGUCCUUUGGUACUAUGUUUUCCUAUCAUUGUCGUAGACUGGUCAGUGUUGUGAUGCGUCUUCAAGAAGCGGGUGUUUUCUUGGUUCUUUUACGCCUUGUUUGCAUGCAGCUUUUCCAACUUCAAUAAUAAAGUCUUCGAGACCUUAAGAUU